Molecule: messenger RNA, 4920 nt
Organism: Dermochelys coriacea (leatherback sea turtle)
Lineage: Eukaryota; Metazoa; Chordata; Testudines; Dermochelyidae
Gene: CCSAP
Product: centriole, cilia and spindle associated protein
Exons: 3
Coding region: 114-905 (263 amino acids)
Biological process (GO): regulation of mitotic spindle assembly
Cellular component (GO): cytoskeleton; centriole; ciliary basal body
Molecular function (GO): microtubule binding
Source: RefSeq, a predicted model, not a curated record
UGGGUUUAAACGUUCCAGCGGGAGGGGCGGGCCUAGGCGCCGGUUGCUGCGGGAGGCGGGGGCGACGAAGCCGAGCGGGGUCUCUCGAGCGGGCUCCCGGGAGCGGCCCCGGCAUGGUGCCCGCGCGGCCCCGCGUGAAGAGCGAGUACAUGAAGCGCUUCAAGGAGCCCAAGUGGGAGUCGUGCGGCCCCUGCUACUGGGAGCUGCUGCGCUACCGCCUCAGCCGCCGCUUGCUGGAGCAGGCGCACCGGCCCUGGCUCUGGGACGGCUGGGAGCCGGGCAGCAGCGGCAGCAGCGCCGGCUCCCCCUCGCCCCCCGGCACCAGCCCCCCGGCCGCGCCGCCGCCGCCGCAGCAGCAGGAGGCGGCAGAGCCAAGCGCGUCGGGGCCCGGCGGCCGCCGCCGCGUUGGGGAGCCGGGAGCAGCGGGGAAGGCGAAGCUGGCGGAGCCCCUGCGCGCAGCGGAGAAAGAAACAGAGGGAGACAACCAAGAAAAAGUUGCAGAACAGACUUUGGUAAAAGAAACUGACAGAUCAACCAGCCGUACAGGACAACAUCCAAGUCGAAGUGCCUUGUCCAGUCAGAAAGAUCGAAGAUCAGCUAAAAGUCCUCAAAGGACAGAUGCAGCAAAGGAGCAUAAACAUCCAUUUGCUUUAUAUGGCUGGGGAGAAAAACAUACAGAUACCGGGAGCCAGAAAACUCACAACGUCUGUGCUUCUGCUUCAGCACAUGAAAUUCAUGAGUCUGCACUACGAGCAAAGAACAGAAGGCAAGUGGAGAAAAGGAAAUUGUCUCAAAGGCGAGUGCACUCUACAGAUGUGGAUCGAACCUGGAGAGUAAAGCCUUCCCCUCCAGAUAAUCCCUGGAUGACCGAGUACAUGAGAUGCUACUCUGCAAGAGCUCGGUGAAUCAAAACUUGCUUGGACAUCUCUCAAAUAUUUAUAUUAAAUCAGGACACUGGUGCAAACUACUUUUGCAAGGUUUUUAUAGGAGGUUUCCAGCAGUCUGUUACAAUGUUUGUUUGUAUUUUGGCUACCUACCUCAUCAGUAGAGCGUAGAGCUGGAGCCAUAACAUUUGAAGAUGUUUUUAAAUAUAGUUCCUUGAAUUUUUAAAUAUUUCUCUUUUUCUGAAGUCUUUAAGAGGCAUUUCAAUGAACCUUUUGAGACAAUUUCAAAAUACUGAAAGUCUAAGUGAAUUUUUACAAAAUCUUUUAUAGAAUUGGUUCAUUGACAAACUUUCAACUGCCCCUUUAAAAAGACCUCCCCUUUUUUUGACUCCCAAAUCAUGUGAUCAUAGUGGUGUGUUGGAAACCUUUCAUAGGGUGUGACGUAUGUGCCAUUGCAUUAUUUAAAAUACUUGAUUCAACAUCUACAAAAUACCAUGUAGACACCAAUAUCUAACCUGGAAGCCAGUGGUUCUGGUACACAAUCUGAGACCCACUGAAUACUGGCCUCAUGAAAACAGCUGUUAGUGAUUGUCUGUUAUAUAGUGGAGACUUUUUUAAAUACUUGAUAUUUCUCUAAACUUUCAGUAAUUAGUGAAUCAUGCAGAUAUUCUUCAAUUGAGUUUCAUUGCUGUUUUUAAAAUGUCAGUGGAAUAGAUUAAUAUGAUCUAGUUAUUGUGGUGACUUAUUUUCCAAGUGAGAAGCCACAGGAUUAAUUUGUGAUUACUGUGACUAUUACACCAAAUGACUGAUGCAGACAAUCAUUAUCUGAUGGCUGUUGGUCAAUAGGCAGUUGCUUGCUGUACCAGUCUUGACCUGAUACCAUCAUACUGAGUUAGUAAAAACACCCAUUUUGUGCUUAAUCAUUUCAAUACCACCCUCUCAAUGAAGACUGUAUAUACUUCAAAAUAUACUUCAUUGACCAGACACCAGCAGAUUCAUUAAAGGCUUGUUUAUUUUGUUUGUUUUAAUGUUUGUAUCUGGAGAGUGGAGAGAGUAUUUCACUGGUAUGCAUUCCAUUUGGUUUAGUAUGGUUAAUGAUACUUUGCUAGAGGUUCUAGAUUUGCAGAACAAUUUUGGUAAACAUUUACAAAUGAAGUUUUCAUGGGGUCAUAUCUGUCCUGGGGGCGCAUUCAUAACUCCCUACUAAGGGGAAAGAAAAACAAACCCCUUAGUAACUGGAGACUAAUGAAAUCUCUUGGCUGUUUUUACUUGGUGGAUCUGUUUUUUGUACAAUGUAGGACUGCCAGUAAUGUUGGCUCCUCAAUUUGUUUCUUUACUCAGUUGUUCUAAAUGGAAUUUUUAGUUUUGUAGUAAAUGUGAGCUUAAACAGAUCCUUGCAAUAGUUGUGCUUUUUGAGAUCUCUUUGAAGUGUGGCGGUGGUAAUGUAGUAAUUCUGAGGUUCAUUCUUUUACAGUCUGCUUUGGAAUCACUGACAGCUUUUGACAUAGCUUGAUCACACUUAACAUUUCAGAUUUUUUUUUAAAAAUCUGUUAAGAGAAAUGUUUUAUGUCCCUAUUAUUGGAAGAGUAGUAACUGUGUGCUUAAUGCAUUUGACUAGUCUGCUUAACUUCACUGUAGUGAAAUGCAGAAAGUAAAGUACACAAAUGGCAAUAAGUAAACUGGAAUCCAAAAAUCUAAGGUUAGUAGUAAUAUAGGAGUUGGUGUGACUCAGUCUAGAAUAGUCAGGCUUUCCUCAACGAAAGGCUGGCUGAAACUAGCCAAAUUGAAAGUCAUGUUUGCUCAAUCAUAUUUAAGUUUAAAGGGUUACUAUUAGGCUAAAUAUUUUGAAAGUUGUAUGUCACCUGAGGCCAGAGAUAAUUAAAACUAACUUAUUAAAUCCUUCUGUGUUUUGUUAAAACUAAGACAUGGCCUCAUUUUCUGGCUUUAAAAACUUUUCACUUACAAUAGAAUUACAAAAAGGAAUCAAAACAUCUAAUAUUAGAUUUUAUACAACUUUCUAAAAGCCUAGCCUUCUAAAACUAGUCACUAGAGGGUUUUUUAAUAGACGGACCAUUUGCUUUUCAGAUCUAACUUCUGUUUAAAAUUGAAAAUAUUCUGUAACUUGUGGCCAGUAACAUUAAACACUAAAAUUGAGCUGCUUAGUAGAUCUCCCUUCCAGAUCAAUGCCCAGUAUUGAGGACAUCCUAGUCCAUUGCAUGUCAAUUUUUUAACUUAACUGAGAUCUUUCUGCUAUAUGGGGCCUAGUUUACUUUCCCUCAAGGUACAUCUGCUGUAAACAUGGUCUAAUUCCAAAUGCCCUCUUCUGUUCUCAGGGUUAACUUAUCUUCCUGCAGACAGCAGCACAGAAGCUCCAAUAGCCCUAUGCUAGCAACUGUAUUGGAUAAACAAAAGUGGUGGUGCCCAUUUCUCCACUGCUCUAAAAACUGCUUUUACUCAAACAUUGGGUGCAUCUCUGGCUUUGCUGGAAUAUUUUGAAGUACCUAAUGUUUAGUCUUUCUGUUCCAUACUUUCAGUGCAGAUAUCAAAUCAGCCAAACUACUGCCUUGGUCUUCUAGUAUUUAAAGAUUCAGUAGGUUUGUUUAAAUAUCUUGUAUAUGGCUUAUGCCCUACCUAAACUACAGCAUCAGUUUCUUUGACUUUUUUUUAAAGGGGUUGUUCCGUUUUCACCCUCUGGCCAAGUUAGUUUUGACAGGAACAGCUGUUGACUAACUUGCUAAAAGGCAGUAGUGUCACAAAAUCAGGUCAUAUGUCUGUCAGUUGGAUGGCUCUGCAGUACAAGGCUGUGGCUAAAAAUCACAUUGAAUUAUGUGCAUGGACUGACUUUUUUGGUAACUCAGGUAAAGCCUGAGUUGAGAGGCAGGUUUUUCCUGGAGACUUUUUUUAAUUGGGAAAGCUGCUGAUCCUUCUGACUCUUCAAGAUAACCUUUUGAAAAUAAACACAUCGGUCACAACACUUGCGGUUUGCAUUAGAGAUGGAUUUGCUGAAGCAGACUCUCUUUGACUAUGAGAAACAUCUAGCUAGACUAAAUGUCAAACCCUCUCAGUUUAGAGGAGACAGAAGCUUGUCUUGCACUAAGUUGAUUUUAAAGAAAGUAAAUCUACCAGCUUAAUGAACCUCAUUUUGAAGACAAGGCUUGUUUUUAUUAACUUUGUGGUAAAUAUUUCAUAGUAUUUUUGCUAGUCUUCAUUAAAACUCUGAAGAGUGUCCCUUCAUUCACCAGAUACUUAACAGCAUUGUGAAACUUGAUAGAUUUCACUAAUACAAUGCUGCAGUUUGCCAACUUCAAGUUCUAUGAAGACUAGUUUGGUGUACUUUGUGUACAGUGUUGCAAUGAAAACCGUAAAAGAAUGCCUUUGUACAAUAGAGUAGCAUGCUUGUGUUGAAUCAUGCUGUCACAUCUUCCUUGCAUCAUGUAAUUAUUUACAUUUCAGUGUAACAAAUCAAAGUUUAAGAUGCCGAAAGGGACAUUGUCUAGAUGUAGAGCCAAAUUUGACUUAUGAUGAACAGUCUUGUAUUCCUAUAACUUGUUUUGAUCUACUUUAAUUGAGGCAGCAGCUGUACACCAUCCAAUUUUUAUUCUAGCAAAAGUACAUCUGUCUUUAAAUAUGUAAAUUUUAUAAUGUAAUGCACCAGCAUUGAAAGUCUGAGUUGGACAAAUGGUUAUAGUGACCAAAAGUUGUUAAUCUGAGGAUCUAUGUGCAAUGAGUUGUUGGUUUCAGUCCAUUCCUAGAUCACUCAGCAGCAAAGCCAUAAAUGGAGCCUGACCCUCAACUCUACAGUUGGCUCCUCUAAAAAUAGGGGUAGAAGGAGGGGAAAGCUGCCUCAUGCUGUUUUGUUAGCUUUUGUGAGCACUGAAUUCACUUUAAGAACUAUGGGGAGAAUACCAUCUAAGCUUGAAGCAAUAUGUGACUUUUUUAGAAUGUUUUUAAACAGUAUUUUGUUUUUAGAGCUUCUGUAUUUGUAUUUAACACUAUGUAGGGUCAACUUGUACAUGUGAAUAAAACUGAGUGACUG